UAUAUAUAUAUAUAUAGAUAUAUCAAAUAUAGUUAGUUCACUUUGUAAGUUCAAGAUGUUUUGAAUUUUACAUUUCUUAACUGCAUAUUUUGAGUGGGGUUUGUAAGGUUUUGGAUUUCGGUAAUAUGCUAUAGCUUUACUUUUAAUUUGGAUCGAAAUUGACAGGUUUGAAGCAAAGUUCAUCCAAAAAGUUGUUGAAGAGAUUUCAUGUAAACUGAAACGUACAUUCCUAGAGGUUGCUGACCACCCAGUUGGAAUAGCGUCUCGUGUUGAAGACAUCAAUUUGUUGUUGAGCAUUGGAUCAGAUGAUGUUCGCAUGAUUGGGAUAUACGGCUUGGGUGGAAUAGGCAAAACGACCAUUGCAAAAGCUGUGUAUAACCGUAUUUUUCGCCAAUUUAAAGGGAGUUGUUUUCUUGCAAAUGUUAGAGAAUGUGCAGGACAAUUCAAUGGUCUAUGUCAAUUGCAAGAACAACUUCUCUUUGAAUUAUUAGGGAUAAAGAAUCUAAAGAUUGGCAGUGCUGAUAGAGGAAUGAAUUUGAUAAAAGAAAGGCUCCACUCUAAAAGGGUACUCAUUGUUCUUGAUGAUGUGGAUCAAUUAAGUCAAUUAAAUACCUUGGCAGGAAAUCGUGAUUGGUUUGGUCCAGGAAGUAGAAUCAUUAUAACAACUAGAGAUGAGCACUUGUUGAAGGGACCGAAAGUUGAUGAAAGAUACAUGGCUAAGGAAUUGAAUCACAAAGAGUCUCUGUAG
Molecule: messenger RNA, 748 nt
Organism: Camellia sinensis
Lineage: Eukaryota; Viridiplantae; Streptophyta; Magnoliopsida; Ericales; Theaceae
Source: RefSeq, a predicted model, not a curated record